Rotaria socialis is the source of this 1548-nucleotide messenger RNA. NCBI's taxonomy places the organism in Eukaryota, Metazoa, Rotifera, Eurotatoria, Philodinida, Philodinidae. The record is from the annotation of a GenBank genome assembly.
AUGAAGCGUUCCAAAGUGAUACACUUCGCUCCAUUACCUCGACCCUCGACGAGUCGAAUGGCUUGGUACAAUGAAACUAAAGAAGAUGCUAGGCAAAAACGUAACGCUUUACAUCAACGCUGUGGCGGUCUCCUUGGAUCAUGCAUAUCAUGUUGUCCAUGUAUACUUAUUGCCCUACUCGUAUGUGCACUUGCAUUGGCUAUUGGCCUUGGCUUAUACUUCAGUGGUGUUCUAAAUACCAAAGCAGCAACAGCGACUUCAACAAACCAGGCAAAUUCAUCAACAACAAGCUUUAGUACAUCAACUACAACGACAUCUGCUAUUUCAAACUCCUCAAUUAUAGCCACACCCAUAUCGACAACCACUACGGUGACCACGCCAAACACAACAACCUCGACCUCAUCCACUACAACGACUACUACGACUACUACACAGACAUCGACAUUCCCUGCAACAUCAACAACCUCAACAACCACUUCGGCGACAAUAACCACAUCGACAGUCACCACUACUACAACCACUACAAUAUCGACAACAACCAACGCCACCAUGGCAGCAACAACAACUUCGACAACAUCAACGACAUCCACAACAACAACAACGACGACAUCGACGACGUCAACUACUACCAUGCAAACAUUUUGUAAUAGUUGGAUGUGGAAUAGUACUGGUAUAACCGUUGCUGGUACUGGAUCUAGUGGUAGUGGGACAAAUCAGUUGAACCAGCCCUGGAAUCUCUUCGUUGAUCAAACGACAAGUGUGAUAUAUAUUGCUGACUCGCUUAAUAAUCGGAUCGUGAAAUGGUUGCCGAACGCGACAUCAGGAAUUGUCGUAGCUGGCACGGGAAAUCCUACAUCUGCUUCUACUGAUCUUAAUACACCAAAGGAUGUAUUUGCUGACUCUAGCGGUAAUCUUUAUGUGGCGGACAGUGGUAAUCAGCGUGUACAGUUUUUUGCGAAUGGUAGCACAGUUGGUACAACCGUUUCCACGAGUUGGGGUUGUGGGAAUAUAUUUGGUGUUUAUGUUUACAAUAGCAAAAUCUAUGGAUGCGAUUUCACGAAAUCUGUUAUUUGGGCAAAUGGUACAGGAGUCGUUGGUACUCAAGUAGCGGGUUCUGGGUCGAAUCAGUUGAAUCAACCACAAGGGUUCACUAUUGACGCUUUGUAUAACAAAAGUACAGUAUAUGUGGCUAAUUCCAUGCAGCAUACAGUUGUGCAAUUUGUGCCAGGUUCGCCAACAGGUACAAUCGUCGCUGGGACCAAUGGUGUGAAAAGUAGUGCCAGUAAUGGAUUGAAUUUUCCGGUUGCUGUAAAAAUGGAUUCUGUGGCGAAUCUUUUCAUUGUUGACAAUAAUAACCAUCGAAUUCAGUUGUAUUGUCGAUAUCCAUUCGUUAAUACGACUGGACGUACUAUUGCUGGUACCGGUGUAUUAGGAGCUUCGGCAACCCAGUUAGAUUAUCCUGCUGGUGUUGCGCUAGAUUCUUCAUUGAAUUUAUAUGUUGCUGACACGAGCAAUAAUCGAAUACAAAAGUUUAUGCGUAUUGCUUAA